This is a messenger RNA of Malaya genurostris, 1829 nucleotides long. RefSeq lists its product as uncharacterized. Lineage: Eukaryota; Metazoa; Arthropoda; Insecta; Diptera; Culicidae. The record is from RefSeq and is a predicted model, not a curated record. Bases 207 to 1352 code for a protein of 381 amino acids. The transcript has 3 exons.
ACACCGGGCUGGGAACAAGAUUUGGUGCGAGAGAUUAGAUGUAUAAGAAGGAAUACACAUUUACGAGAUUUGCGAAAUUUCGCGAAUUUCGCCAAACACGGUAUCACCAUUUUUGUAUUUGUGCUUUGAAAAACAUCAUGUUCGUUUGCAUGCAUUAAUGUUGCAUGUUGCUCUUCCGUUAGACCGCGUGUUUCAGUGUUUUACUAAUGCAUUUCAUGAGGACACGUGCGUUAACAGUAUUUUUUAAAUUCAGUGCGAAUGUAAAACAAAUCGGUGUGACAGACAAGGGAAUGAUGCGAUUAAGAAGAAUAUUAUCCAAAAUUAUAGUAAUUGCACGUGUACCUGGCACAUGGAUGCUGGUUAUUAGUGUAUGUAUGAUAGGUGCACAAUGUAUGCCGUUGAACCAUCUCGGGCAACCACAGUUCGAAAAUGAUACGCUUUGGUUAAAUCCAUGCAACGUUCAUAGUUACAAUGAGUCUACGACAAAUAAAAGUAAACACAUAACGCUAGCCCAAAGACUAGACAAUCUCGACCGGAUAAAAAGCUCCAUCAUUCGCACAAUGCAAGAAAUUGACCAAAUAACCAGCCAUUCUGGUAAAGACACGGAUUGGAACACAUCGCAAAACAGAAAAAAAUACAUGUUCUUGCAACCAUAUAAAAAGAAUCAAUCAACAUGGGAACCCCGCGUGCAAGUUUAUUUGGCAUCCAUACAAAUAAUCCAUCUAAAACAAGUUGAGCUCGAACGAUCCAAAAACUUGUAUAAGCAACAAUCACUGAAACUGCAAGAGCUGCGUCAAAAUGCCAAAGGAUUAUUAUGUGAAAUUCAAGAGUACAGAAAUCAUUCCAAAACCGGAAAUGAAAAGCACAAAGACACAAGAAUCUCAGCAAAAGAGAUGAACUCAAUCAUUAAUUUCGACAUGACGGAAGAAGCAAACAUGGAACUGCACAAAUGGUUUCUAAAGUGUCGCUUUCGAUGCUUUCUGGAAGAUAUGGAACAUCAUGUAAACAAUCUCCUGGUUAAGUUCAGCAAAGCAAAACAAACGAGAAAAAUUCGCACAACGAAAACAUCGAAAAAGAAACUGAAGAGCAGACAUAGAGAAAGGAAUGAAAACCUCCCUAAAAGCAAAUGUUGUAUAGUGAACAAUAAAGUAAAAAAUACAGCCACGCCCAGGCCACCGAUGGUUGGUACACACAAAGUCAAUAACAAUAAAAAGAAACUCAUUACUGGCCAACAGUCAAAAUUAAUUAAACCAAACCAAAAGAAAAUUCAACGCAAAAAUAAUAAAAAGUCAGUGAUUCUGAACAAAGGUUCGUUCGUAAUGCAACCCGCGCACAGUCAAUUGAAACAGUAAAUGUUUACAAAAAUCGUGUAAAUUAGCCAUCCUCAUUACAAAAGGGAUUUUUUUUAUGAUUUUGCGAAGAAGAUGUAAAACUGCCUUAAGCUCAAUGCAAGUGAUGAGACUGUAACGAAUCAAUUCUAUAAGACUGUUCGCAAUGCUAAGACAUUUAAAAUGACAAAAAAUCCAAAGCAAGCACAUAAACAACUGUUCUGAAUAAAAUGUUGCCUUUGUACCGAAAUUAUUUUUUCGUAGAUCGAAGAUGUCAUUAGAAGAUUUUAUCAUAAACAAAAUUGACUCUUCAAUUUGUUUACAAAUUUUAUUUAUCCAAAUUAAAUUGCCGAGCAACACUAAAUAUCUUCCCAACUAGAACUCCAAGCUAGAAGCUUUGAUUUUGCUUCAGAUGGCCAUCACAGCACAUUAAAUCAAAAAUUAAACAGCAUUGCGAAGAGCCCAAUCAAUAAGUAAUAGAUUAUUAAUAGAAGCGUCAUG